Molecule: messenger RNA, 1547 nt
Organism: Macrobrachium nipponense
Lineage: Eukaryota; Metazoa; Arthropoda; Malacostraca; Decapoda; Palaemonidae
Product: dihydroxyacetone phosphate acyltransferase-like
Biological process (GO): phospholipid biosynthetic process; triglyceride biosynthetic process; ether lipid biosynthetic process
Cellular component (GO): mitochondrial membrane; peroxisomal membrane
Molecular function (GO): glycerol-3-phosphate O-acyltransferase activity; glycerone-phosphate O-acyltransferase activity
Source: RefSeq, a predicted model, not a curated record
AAUAAAAGCAUCUCAUUGGUGGGGAUGAAACACAACGCCUACGUCUUCUUUGUCUAAACUUAGCAGCUGAUGGAUAGAAAUACACUGUUACAGUAGUGAAAAGUUAUGUUUGUCGCUAAUCAGAAUGAGCUGAUGCAAUUAUGUAAUUUAUCAUAGAUAACAUUCUGAACUGAAAAUUGAAUGAAACUCUCUGUCCGUGGUGGAAUUUAGUGGGAGCAGACGACGCGUCGCCUUGUCAAAGGAACGCCUGUAGUAAAUAAGCCUCAAUUAGGUUAGAAAAAAUAUCGGGAACAAAUUAGGCAUGGCUCAAGCUGCACCAGAAACCUCAUCUGCUAUUAGUGUUAGUAGUCAGUCAGUUCAUUACAUGGACAUGUUAGCUGACCGACGAGAAACAAGCGAUCUACGUUGGGCAUUAAGAAACUGGGAGUCCAAGGGCAAUUAUAAAUUUGCUAUCAAAAUGACACGCACAGACAUAUUUGAUAAAGUUAUGCAGUCCGAAAGAGUAAAGCAUACUAUUGAAAAGAUGGUGGAGUCAGGUCAAGACAGAGAGUCCCUCGAAGCAGAGGUUUUGUCAAUCUUGGAACAGAUGGGACACACACAAGAAUUAGCUGUCAUACGAAAGUUUGCUUUUGUAUUGCCAAAGAUUAUGAAGAAGAUAUAUGGUAGAAUCUUCAUCAAUGAGGAUGGAAUAGAAAAGUUACGAAGCACAAUUGUAGAAACUCCAGUCAUCCUGCUUCCAACGCACAGAUCGUAUGCCGACUUCCUGUUAGUUUCGUAUAUUGCAUAUCACUUCAAUUUACCGCUUCCAGUCAUUGCUGCAGGAAUGGAUUUCAUGAAUAUGGCUGUUGUGGGUGAAAUGUUGCGAGGCUCUGGGGCAUUCUACAUUCGGCGUUCUUUCAUGGAUAACCCCCUUUACUGGGCUGUUUUCCAGGAAUAUGUUCAAAAUUUGGUUGAAUAUACUGGUUCUCCCAUGGAAUUUUUCUUAGAGGGUACAAGAAGUCGUAGCGGAAAAUCAUUACCCCCAAAGCUUGGUCUUUUAGGAUGUGUUCUAGAGUGUUGGCUACGAGGUAGACUUCCAGACCUAGCAAUUGUUCCCAUUAGCAUAUCUUAUGAUCGAACACUUGAAGAGAAACUUUAUGCAUAUGAACUCCUUGGUGUCCCAAAGCCUCCAGAAUCAACUUCAGGAUUACUGAAAGCUACUAGCAUUCUGAAAGAAAGCUUUGGAAAUAUAUGUAUACAUGUAGGCGAUCCACUGUCGGUUCGAAGUUUUCUUGGGCCCCAAGUUGAGAGGCAUCUAAGUGCGUCAAUGCCUUUUCAUCUGGUCCCCUUAGGAAAAAGUGAGUUUAAUGCCUGCGAAGCCCUUGGCCUUCAUGUGUUAAGGAAGAUCCAAGAGGGAGCUGUUGUAAGCCUUUGGAGUCUGAUGUGCUUACAGUUUAUGAGAGUGCUUUGGAAAGGGCAGUGGUCACUGCCACUUACAAAGUUAGUAGAGGAUGUCAAGUGGCUUGUAAGCCUGCUAGAUAAAAUUGGUGGAAAAGUUGCAAUUGAAG